AUGGUCAACAAGGAGGCGUACGCCCUGCCCCAGAUAAUCGGUAGCGCCAUCUACUACAUGCGCGACAACUACUUCAUAGACGACAACUUGGAGAUGCUUAAUGCUAGCACCAUUCUGAAUAUGCUGGAGCUCCUAGUCAUCAACGACGCUAUUACCAAAGCCAUUACAGACAACAAGAGAGACUUCAUUCCCGAGAUCGUCAAGGCCUAUCCAGUGGGCAGACAAUCCUACGCCGCGACCGGCGAGGCAGCCAAUCCGGGCCUCACAAUCGAUACGGACAAGAUCGAGAUCGUGGUCAGACGAAUUGCGGUCUACCAGCGAUGGUUCAACAGACCCGGAUGCGACAUCACCGGCUGGACUCGGAUAAACACAAUAUAA
Messenger RNA from Colletotrichum navitas, 378 nucleotides. RefSeq lists its product as uncharacterized. The transcript is spliced from 2 exons. NCBI's taxonomy places the organism in Eukaryota, Fungi, Ascomycota, Sordariomycetes, Glomerellales, Glomerellaceae. The record is from RefSeq and is a predicted model, not a curated record. Bases 1 to 378 code for a protein of 125 amino acids.